AACCGACACCGGAAACAGCUUGUUAGCAUUUCAGUCAUAAUAGGUGUCAUUGUAUUUAUCCUACGGUACUCGUUUUGAGUCGAUUUUAAUCGUUUUAACUGUUUUAAAUAAUGUUUUCCUGCCCUAUACGACUGAAGGCGGGUCUGAAACGUUUAGUCAGUCAGUAGCUGUUGGAAGAAGAUCCUCUCAGUGAUAAACUGAUCAGAAGCUCCAGUCUAGACAUGACUGAUGUCAGUGACUGUAGAUAUGACAAAAACUCAAACAUUUUUGAACCUCUAGGCCAUAAUGUUGAGAAGGACAUAAAAUAUUGCCCCUCGUCAGGGGGUAAAACAUGCAGUGAAUCAUCACAGCAACCUGAGAAACCACUGAGUGGUUGUGAUAACAAGAUGAAUACUGAACCUUUGGAGAAUGAAAGUGUUGUCAGGGAUGUUUAUGACCACACAAUGUUGCAGCGGUCAACUUUAAACACUCAAAUAAAAGAGGAAGUCGGUGAUUCAGGAAGUCAUGAUAACCAGAAUCUGAGUUGCUUUUUCUGCGGGUCAGAAUUUGCAACAGGAGGACUUCUGACAAGACACAUAUCUGACCAUACAGGAGAGAAGCUGCUCACAUGUGUUGUUUGCAAGAAAACCUUCAGUUUGGAGUCAGAGCUUGUUAUUCACGUUUGUGGUGGAGAAUCCUCUCAGCAUCAUCAAAGCCAAACUGAGGAACCGAUUCCUGCCUCCAAACAGUUCAGCUGCUCUCAGUGUGAGGAAGGAUUUUCCAGAUCUGAAGACUUAAAUCUUCAUCUCAAGUUGCACACAAGAGAGAACCUGUUCAGUUGUUCAGUUUGCAAGGCCUGCUGCAGUGACAAAGACUCGUUAAUUCAGCACAUGAGGAUCCACACAAGGCAAAUGCAGUUUAUCUGCCAUGUUUGUGAAAAAGACUUCACGUGGAGAAGGCACCUGACGAAACAUAUGGAAGUCCACAAGAAAAGGAAAAAAGUAUUCCGCUGCAGAGCUUGUGGUGCUGAAUUUUGCACAUAUUAUCUGUUGUCGAAACAUAAAGUUGUUCAUCAGUCAUCAGAGAGUCCUCACAUCCAGGCUGAAGAGAACAGGGAGGAACAGGAACAGAUGGAAACAGCAGCUGAUGGAGAAGACUUUGGAAGACCAGAGAACUUAAAUACAGACACACAAACACAACAGGAAACCAAUGUGGAGGCUUUACUAUCCUUAAAAACUAAAGAGGAUGAGUUUUGGAAAAAAAACAGAGAAACUGAGUCAGAUUUAACAUCUGUGAGACAUAAUGAAGUCUCUCAGAGUGACACAAAGACAGACUUACAGCCUUUUACAUUAAAGGAGGAUCUGAGUCAACACACAGUGUUUGAUCCAGAGAUACAGAAGGAGGUGAAGCAGGAAGAUCCAGAGCCUCCACAGAUAAAAGAGGAAGAGGAGGAAGCUGAGAUCACCAAGUUCACAUUCAGUCCUGUCCCUUUAAAGACUGAAGAAGACGAGAAGCCUCAGUUGUUUCAGCUUAAUCACGGUCAAACUGAGGACAACAAAGAGUUUUUGGGAGAACCAGCUGAUAAUGAGAAGACGUCAGCGCUCUCUGACCCAGAGAUUGAUGACAGCGACUUAUGGAAACCAAAACUUGAGUCAGGUUCAAACUCUGAAAGUGAUUCUGGCAGAAAUCUAUCCAGCUGUUCUGAUAACAAGGUGACCGACUCGCUGCAGCCAGAAAGUGACGAUAGUGUUGACAGUGACUUUUUUAAAGACUACAAGAAACCACAGUCAAACUUAAACUCACUCCGACAAGAAACCACAGAAAAAGGAGCAAAAUAUGUUUCAGAUUUGAAACCAUACAGCUGUGCUCAGUGUAGUAAAGCAUUCCGCUAUAGUUUUUAUUUGAAAUCUCACAUGAAACAGCACACAGAACGGUACUCUUGUUCUGUUUGUGGUCAUAGAUCAAACACCAGCUCUAGUCUGAAGGUCCACAUGAAAACACACACAGGAGAGAAACCGUUCAGCUGCUCAAUUUGUGAUAAAAAGUACACAAACAAGGCGAACAUGCUGUCUCACAUGACUGUCCAUGACGCAGAAAGGAAGUACAGCUGUGACGAUUGUAAGAAAACCUUUGCUUGGUUUACAGAGCUGAAGUACCACCAGUGUGUCGGUGAGUCCUCAGGUGAACGGACAUAUGGGGAUGAUUCAGGUAUAAAUCUGAAACGACACAUUUUAAACAGUUUGAAUGUUUUAUCUGCACAAGAUUAGGUGAAUAGGAUGUUUUCUUUCAUUCAUCAUAAAUGAAACAGGAAAAUAAUAACCUAAACCAUGAAGCUUAUUGUCAUGUUCUGUCUUGCAGUUUCACCUUCUUUAUGCUGAUGAAACAAAAAUAAUAUAUAUUAAACUGCAGAUGUGCACUUAAAAUUUGUUGAUCUCUCUCAGCUGUGACACGAGUUUGUGGAAAUGCUGUUUGUCAGAUUAAACUUAACAAAAUAUUAAUUUAUAUUUCUUUUGUAUUUUUAUUUAUGUUUACAGGAUUCAUGACCUAAUAAAAGUCUAAUAACCUGUUUUUGUUACAGUUCAUAUAAGAAAAUAAAGUCAUGUUUCAUACUCAAACAAUUUUGCAGAUUUAUGUUUUAAUGUUCUUAAACUUCUGCAUCUAUAUUUUUCAUUUUUAUUGUUUCAUAUUUGUGCUUUAUGCUUUUUAAAACAUUAAUUGCUUUUUUUUUUACAAGCAUUGGUAGGAUAGGAUAUUCAAGCUUUACAUCCAGACUGUCCAACACUAUGCUCACAGCUCCAUCUAGUGGACAUUUAGUUUUACUGUUCUGCAUGAUUAGAGUAGAGGCAAUACUCACCAGUUUUGGUGUGACUGAAUUAAUCAAAAUAAAAAUAAUUGUAGAAAUCAUUUUGUUUGCUCUCAGAAUUAUGUCCUCUGUUCAUGUUCAUCCUUGCUUCUUCUGUUUCUAGCACUGAGUUAUCAUGGGAUUAUCUUUUCCAGUGUUCUUGUUCUGUUUGUGUUUGCAGACACUGAAAUAUUGUCUCAAAUUGUUGUGAUAAUAAAUUGAAAGUCUAAUCUUUCAGUUA
This is a messenger RNA of Austrofundulus limnaeus, 3062 nucleotides long. Its product is annotated as zinc finger protein 184. Gene Ontology annotation, biological process: regulation of transcription by RNA polymerase II. Gene Ontology annotation, cellular component: nucleus. The record is from RefSeq and is a predicted model, not a curated record. Gene Ontology annotation, molecular function: DNA-binding transcription factor activity, RNA polymerase II-specific. The coding region runs from base 222 to 2246 and encodes 674 amino acids. NCBI's taxonomy places the organism in Eukaryota, Metazoa, Chordata, Actinopteri, Cyprinodontiformes, Rivulidae. The transcript has 2 exons.